UCUUAAAUUUCAAUAAAUGCAGAUUUCCAACAAUUUACUCCUAAUUAUCUGCUGCCUAUAUAUAAUGUAGUAAACCUGAGCUUGUAUUCCAUCAUUAUUCACCUUCUCAUCCAGUAAUAUUCCUUCUCCGUCUAAUUGCCUAUCAUGGAGUCACAGUUCUCGCUUUCCAUCAUCACCGUCCUCCUCUUAUCUUCGUUGGCUUUGGCGGCAGCCAGUAGGCCGAGAAAGAGCGGCGCAGCUCCAUGCGAUUUCCCCGCAAUUUUUAACUUCGGCGAUUCUAACUCCGACACCGGCGGUUUGUCUGCCGCAUUCGGCCAGGCCGGUCCACCUAGCGGUGAGACCUUCUUCGGACAUCCCGCCGGACGAUACUCCGAUGGCCGUCUCGUCAUCGACUUCAUCGCACAAGGUCUGGGAUUGCCGUAUUUAAGUGCAUUCCUUGACUCUGUUGGGAGCAACUUCAGUCAUGGAGCUAACUUUGCCACCGCAGGAUCGACAAUCAGACCUCAAAACACUACUCUUCGUCAGGGUGGUUUCAGUCCAAUUUCCCUUGAUGUUCAAUUCACUCAGUUCUCCGAUUUUCAUCGAAGAUCCCAAUUCGUUCGCUCCCAAUCAGGUGGUGUCUAUGAAAAAUUAUUGCCGAAGGAUGAAUACUUUUCACGCGCAUUGUACACAUUUGAUAUUGGUCAGAACGAUCUUACCGCGGGAUACUUCUCCAACAUGACAACCGACCAAGUACGAGAAUUUAUACCGGAAGUGAUCGAUCAAUUUAAGAAGAUAGUGAAAUAUAUAAAUGAUCAAGGAGGGAGAUAUUUUUGGAUACAUAAUACAGGACCAGUAGGGUGUUUAGCAUAUGUGAUGGAUCGUUUACCAAUAUUGGCACCACAAGUUGACAAAGCUGGAUGUGCUUCACCUUUCAACCAAGUGGCUCAGGAAUUCAAUCGUCAAUUGAAAAUGGCUGUGACCCAAUUAAGAAGAGAUUUACCAAUGGCUGCAAUCACAUACGUUGAUGUCUACUCAGUCAAGUACUCGUUAAUUAGCCAAGCAAGAAAACAUGGAUUUGAAGAGUCAUUGAGAGCUUGCUGUGGUCAUGGUGGGAAGUACAAUUACAACAGGAACGUGGGGUGUGGAGGGAAGAAGAUGGUGAAAGGGAAAGAGGUAUUGAUAGCAGGAUCGUGUAAGGAUCCGUCAAAAUAUAUAAACUGGGAUGGAGUACAUUACACGGAAGCUGGGAAUAAAUGGGUGUAUGAUCACAUUGUCGAUGGCUCCUUUUCUGAUCCUCCUCUAGCUUUACACAUGGCAUGCCAUAGGAAUUAGUUACCAACUCAUGUAACCUUUUCUAAAUUAUUUUUAAUUUUAUUACUGGAUGCUUUUUUCAAAACU
This is a messenger RNA of Carica papaya (papaya), 1380 nucleotides long. RefSeq names its product alpha-L-fucosidase 3-like. Lineage: Eukaryota; Viridiplantae; Streptophyta; Magnoliopsida; Brassicales; Caricaceae. Gene Ontology annotation, molecular function: hydrolase activity, acting on ester bonds. The record is from RefSeq and is a predicted model, not a curated record.